Molecule: messenger RNA, 1680 nt
Organism: Didymella exigua CBS 183.55
Lineage: Eukaryota; Fungi; Ascomycota; Dothideomycetes; Pleosporales; Didymellaceae
Product: DnaJ-domain-containing protein
Exons: 2
Coding region: 1-1680 (559 amino acids)
Cellular component (GO): cytoplasm
Molecular function (GO): nucleic acid binding; zinc ion binding
Source: RefSeq, a predicted model, not a curated record
AUGGGCGCAUCGCAGUCGACAGGCGGGGCGGCCGAGCCGGCGGACGGCGGGGCGAUCAAGACCAGCUACUACGAGCUGCUGAGCGUGGAGCGGACCGCGACCCAGGACGAACUCAAGAAGGCAUAUCGCAGGAAGGCUCUCGAGCUGCACCCCGACCGCAACUAUGGCGACGUCGAGCGCACGACGGCCCUCUUCGCCGACGUCCAGCACGCCUACCAGGUCUUGUCGGACGAGCAGGAGCGCGCCUGGUACGAUGCACACGAGGCCGACAUCCUGCGCGGCGGGACCGGCGAGGGCUCGGGCGAGGACCAGUACCAGGGCAACAUGAAGGUCACGACGCCCGAGGAGCUGACGCGCAUGAUGGGCCGCUUCCGCAGCAACGUGCAGUACACGGACGCCCCAAGCGGCUUCUUCGGCUUCGUGCGGGACACGUUCGAGCAGCUGGCCAAGGAGGAGGAGUAUGCCGCCGACUACGAGGGCGUCGACUUGCCGCACUACCCGCCCUUUGGCCACAAGGACGAUGACUACGAGGGCGUCGUGCGCGACUUCUACGCCGCCUGGGACGGCUUUGCGACGGCGAAGAGCUUCGCCUGGCUCGACGUGUACCGGCUCGCCGACGCCCCGGACCGCUACACGAGGAGGCUGGCCGAGAAGGAGAACAAAAAGCACCGCGACGACGGGCGGCGCGAGUUCAACGAGGCAGUCAGAGCACUGGUAGCAUUCGUCCGCAAGCGCGACCCCCGGUACACGCCCGACACACGGUCCGCCGAAGACAAGGCGAAAGCCCAGCGCGAGCAGCGCAAGGCACAGGCAGCGAGGGCCCGCGCCGAGCUGAACGCCAAGCUGGAGCGUGAGGCGCAGGAGCUGCCGAGCUGGGCCACGGAGCGACCCGCGAGCGAGCUGGACGAGUCCGAGUCGGACGUCGAGGAGGAGCACUUCGAGUGCGUGGCCUGCAGCAAGACGUUCAAGAGCGAGCGCCAGUACGAGGCUCACGAGAAGAGCAAGAAGCACCAGAAGGCCCUGAAACAACUGACGCGCAAGAUGCAAAAGGACAACGCACAUUUGGAUCUGGAUGACUUUGGUGGUAGCAGUGGCGUCCUGACGCCUGCGGACGACUAUGCGGAUGCGGUGGAGACGCAGACUUAUACGUUGGACGACGAUGGUGUGGACGAGGCCACGAAGGCUGAGGAUCUUGAGAUCGACAAUGUGGAGGAGGUCACGACCAAGGCUGAGGAUCUUGAGAUCGACAAUGUGGACGAGGUCACGACCAAGGCUGAGGAUCUUGAGAUCGACAAUGUCGAGGAGGUCACGACCAAGGCUGGGGAUCUUGAGAUAGACAAUGUGGAGGUCGUCACGACAAAGGCAGAGGAUCCCAAGCUAGACAACAACGCGGAGGACACCACAACAAAAACCGAGGAUCUCUCGACGGCCGACACACCCCCAUCCCCACCAACCCUCUCAACAAUCCCAUCAACAGCGCCAAAGAUCGGCGCAGCGAAACUGAAGAAGAUGAAGAAGGCAGCCAAGCAAGCAGAAACGGAGCAAUCCGCUUGCGACAACAAGUGCGCCGGGUGCGACGCCGAGUUCCCGUCCAAGACGAAGCUGCACGACCACCUCAAGAAGUUCCCCAAGCAUGCGGCGCUGAAGAGCGUGGCGGGGGGGAAGAAGGGGAGGAAGUGA